CAACAUUAAUUCCCACCAUUGUCUAUCCAGUUCACGGACGCCAGAAAAGACCAACUCCUGGCAUCAAUUUACAUCUAGUACAAAAACCCAAUCGAUAUCCCCUGGAAAAUCCCACAACCUCUCUUCACUCUUUAAACGUGCCUGGUUUUCCGUACCCAGAAUUCGUUUUGUUGUUUUGGAUCUGAUUUCGAAGAAUUUUUUUUUCAAAAGAAUGGGGAGUUUGGGAGCGCUUGUGAAAAACCCAGAUGAUUUUUAUCCAUUGUUCAAGCUGAAAUUGGCCGCGAGGCAUGCGGAGAAACAGAUCCCAUCGGAGCCUCACUGGGCUUUCUGUUUCUCUAUGCUUCACAAAGUUUCUCGUAGUUUCGCUCUCGUUAUUCAACAGCUUGACACCAAGCUUAGAAACGCCGUGUGCAUAUUUUAUUUGGUUCUUCGAGCCCUUGAUACCGUUGAGGAUGACACUAGCAUAGCAACAGAUGUCAAAGUUCCGAUACUGAUAGAUUUUCAUCGUCACGUAUAUAAUCGUGACUGGCACUUUUCAUGUGGUACAAAGAACUACAAAGUUCUUAUGGACCAGUUUCAUCAUGUAUCUACUGCCUUUCUGGAACUUGAAAAAGGUUAUCAGGAGGCAAUUGAGGACAUUACAAAAAGAAUGGGUGCAGGGAUGGCAAAAUUUAUUUGCAAGGAGGUAGAAACAGUUGAUGAUUAUGAUGAAUAUUGUCACUAUGUAGCAGGACUUGUUGGAUUAGGUCUGUCCAAACUUUUCCAUGCCUCCGGGUCAGAAGAUUUGGUUCCAGAUUCACUCUCCAAUUCAAUGGGUUUAUUUCUUCAGAAAACAAAUAUUAUCCGGGAUUAUCUAGAAGAUAUUAAUGAGAUACCAAAGUCACGCAUGUUUUGGCCUCGCCAGAUUUGGAGUAAAUAUGUCAGCAAACUUGAGGAUUUGAAAGAUGAGGAAAACUCCGUCAAGGCAGUGCAGUGCUUGAAUGACAUGGUCACUAAUGCUUUAAUACAUAUGGAUGAUUGCCUGAAGUACAUGUCUGCUUUACGUGAUCCUGCAAUAUUUCGAUUUUGUGCUAUCCCUCAGAUCAUGGCUAUUGGAACACUAGCCUUGUGCUACAACAACGUUGAAGUCUUCAGAGGUGUUGUGAAAAUGAGACGUGGUCUCACUGCGAAAGUCAUUGACCGAACAAACACAAUGGCUGAUGUCUAUGGUGCUUUCUAUGAUUUUUCUUGUAUGUUGAAAGCCAAGGUUGACAUCAAUGAUCCUAAUGCACAAAAAACAUUGAGCAGACUUGAUUUAAUCCUGAAAACUUGCAGGGACUCAGGGGUCCUGAACAAAAGGAAAUCUUACAUAAUUCGGAAUCAGUCCAAUUAUACUCCUCUUCUGGCUGUCAUGCUUUUCAUUAUAUUGGCCAUCGUUAUGGCUAAUCUUAGUCCCAACUGGCCGAAUAACUAGACUCGUGCUCGACCCUUAUACAUGAUUCGUCUCCUGAAGUUGUUUUCCUAUGUUUGUAUACAAUGUUAAGAAGUUACAGUUUACUGUACAUUUGAUGUUGUUCCUACUGUCCAAGCACACAAUAGCAUAAGCUAUGACGCUGUUGGAUCUUUUUCUUUAUCCUUGGAAAGGAGCUCGAGCUAGUUUUCAACCAUAGAGGAGGGGAUAUAGUGUACCCAUAAAAAGAAUAAAAAAAAAAAAGUGGAAGAUGAGAUUAGUAAAUCCAUUUUCUCAAUUUUCCUUCUGUAAUUUGUGAAAGAAAAAGCAAAAUAAUCUGCUAUGGCUUCAUUAUAAGACAUGUCCAUUCCAUUCCAUCCAAA
This is a messenger RNA of Theobroma umbraticum, 1812 nucleotides long. RefSeq names its product squalene synthase 2-like. Gene Ontology annotation, cellular component: endoplasmic reticulum membrane. Gene Ontology annotation, biological process: farnesyl diphosphate metabolic process; lipid biosynthetic process. Lineage: Eukaryota; Viridiplantae; Streptophyta; Magnoliopsida; Malvales; Malvaceae. Gene Ontology annotation, molecular function: squalene synthase [NAD(P)H] activity. The record is from RefSeq and is a predicted model, not a curated record.